Messenger RNA from Oncorhynchus tshawytscha (Chinook salmon), 1519 nucleotides. Its product is annotated as zinc finger protein 135-like. Gene Ontology annotation, biological process: regulation of transcription by RNA polymerase II. NCBI's taxonomy places the organism in Eukaryota, Metazoa, Chordata, Actinopteri, Salmoniformes, Salmonidae. The transcript is spliced from 2 exons. Bases 26 to 1519 code for a protein of 497 amino acids. The record is from RefSeq and is a predicted model, not a curated record. Gene Ontology annotation, molecular function: DNA-binding transcription factor activity; RNA polymerase II cis-regulatory region sequence-specific DNA binding.
ACAGGAGGAGGGUAGCAGUGCACUCAUGAGUCCCGGCCAAUCAGAUGACGUAGACUGGAAUGAAGAGGGAGGAACUAGGUUGCCUAGCAACAGACUGGAGGCGAAAUCUGAUUUAGAGAGGCACACACCAGAGCAGAGGGAGAGUGAUGUGACUACUUCCCAGUCUGAAAGUGUUUUUCUCAAACCACACUUGUGCACUAAAUGCGGUAAGGGUUUCCAUCAGGCCGGCUGUCUUAAGAGACACCUGAGAACUCAUACGGGGGAGAAACCAUUUGUUUGCCCUCGUUGUGGGAGGGCUUGGAGUGAUUCUGGAAACUUAAAAAGACACAUGAGAAAAACUCACCCAGGAGAGGAGAUGGUUGUUAAGAGGGUCGAUACUCAGAGGAGUGACCCUACAGAGAGUAGGGAGGAAAUGAAUGUGGAUUCAAUUAAAUCUGAGGAGCAGGGAACGUCUCGGUCACUCCAGCUGAAAGAGGAGGAUGCUUGCGGUGCGCCCGUGAGUCCCAGCCAGGCUCAAGCUGAUGGUGUAGACCGCAACGUUGAGGACAGGGAUUGGUUGCCUAGCAUCGGACUGAAGGCGGAGCCCAUGAGUUCCAGACAAUCCGAUGAUGACGCUGCAGAACGCAAAGAAGAAUGGAACGAAGCGGGAGGCGCUACGUUGCCUAGCGAUGGACUGGAGGCGGAGUCAGCUCGAGAGCGCCACAGUUGCGACAAGCCUCUCUUGCCCUCCUCCACCCUCGCAGAGUCCCCGAGUUGUGCCUCUCCCGGUGGCACUUUAUUGUGCGGUCUGAAGAGGGUGUCUGUGUGGCUUGUCGACUGCAGGAAGACACCGGGGCAGAGUGGCCUUCAAAUGCACAAGGCAACACAGACAGGAGAGAAACCCCACAGCUGGUCUAAUGCUGAACAACACAAAACCCUCUCAGGAGACAGGCCUGGCUCCCAUAUCUGUGAUCACUGUGGGAAGAAUUUUACCACAGCAACCAAUCUGAAAAGACACUUCCUGUAUUUGUCUGGAGAGAAACCAUACAUCUGCUCUGAAUGCGGAAAGAGAUUCACGCAGGCCGGCAGUCUUAAGAUACACCAGAGAACUCAUACUGGGGAGAAACCGUACAUCUGCCCUCGUUGUGGGAAGGCUUGGAGUGAUUAUGGAAACUUAAAGAGACACAUGAGAAGGCAUACUGUUAAACAAUACACGGUGAAACCUCACCACUGCUCGGAUUGUGGGAAACAGUUCAUUGUAAAAUCAAGCCUUAAACAUCACCGGCUAGUGUUUCACACAGACCACCCUCAUCGCUGUGGUCAAUGUAAGAAGAGCUUCAUAACUGCAGAAAGACUGGAAUCACACAUUAAGACACAACACCCGCCAAGGGAUCCUCUGAAGAACCCACACGUGUGCUUUGAAUGUGGAAAGGGCUUCCAUCAGGCCGGCUGUCUUAAGAGACACCUGAGGACUCAUACGGGGAGAAACCAUUUGUUUGCCCUCGUUGUGGGAGGGCUUGGAGUGAUUCUGGAAACUUAA